This is a messenger RNA of Frankliniella occidentalis (western flower thrips), 1841 nucleotides long. RefSeq names its product myrosinase 1. Bases 34 to 1731 code for a protein of 565 amino acids. Gene Ontology annotation, molecular function: beta-glucosidase activity. The transcript is spliced from 11 exons. The record is from RefSeq and is a predicted model, not a curated record. NCBI's taxonomy places the organism in Eukaryota, Metazoa, Arthropoda, Insecta, Thysanoptera, Thripidae. Gene Ontology annotation, biological process: carbohydrate metabolic process.
UCACGGCCGCCUCAAGUCAGUUGUCUCGCUGCCAUGCGCUGUCUGCUUACGUGUCUGCUGUGCCUCCACGGCCUGCAGGGCCUCCUUGGCGCGGCUACGGGCAGGGACGUCGACUUGCUGCUGGACCUACGCCGGGCACUCGAUGCAUCGCCCACCAAAACAACUCUGACUAAACGUCAUGUCAGGUCUAAUGACACGGACACAGACCAGGACAUCUGGCCGAAAAAUGUCCUCCUUGGAGCUGGGCUGUCUGCCUGUCAGGCCGAAGGGGCAUGGGACAAAUACGGUAAAGCCGAAAGCAUCAUAGACUGGGUCCAACACGUGCCAGGAAACACAUUGUUUCCGGAGAAUGCAGAGGUGGCUGCCGAUCACUACCAUAGAUAUACAGAGGACCUCGCCCUCGCGAAGCAGAUGAAGUUUACUUCACAUCGGUUUUCAAUAUCCUGGUCUCGUGUCCUUCCAACUGGCGGAGUAGAUAAUAUCAAUGAGCAGGGUGUUCAGUUUUACAAGGAUUACAUUGAAGAAGUAAUUAACAACGGUAUGGAGCCAAUGGUCACAAUGCUUCAUUUCGACCAGCCGAUAUCGUUGGAAAAUGCUACUGGAGGCUGGAGCAAUUCUGACAUGAUUGAGAAAUACGUCGAAUAUGCGGACUUCUUGUUUGAAACGUUUGGAGACAAGGUUAAAUACUGGAACACCGUUAAUGAGCCCAACAUGUACUGCAAUUAUUUUCCCACCAUCAUGUACUUGGUUGGUGCUCGUCCUAAUGAAGACGACAAAAUUUACCACUGCAUGCACAAUAUAAUUAUAGCACAUAUGAAGACUUACCAACUUUACACGAAAAAAUAUAAAGAAAAACAAAAAGGGAAACUGGGCACAUCUGUGUUGAUGUGGCCAGCAACACCAAAGACAACGCAGUCUGAAGAUGUGAUGGCAGCAGAAACAUUCAAUCAGGUUUUUUCCGGUGCACUUCUCCACCCACUUGUUUUUGGUGACUAUCCGCCUGUGUUGCGGUACCUUGUUGAAAAGCGCGACGCCGAGAAAGGCCUCACGCAACCGCGCCUUCCAUCGUUCACUGCCGAAGAGAAGGAGAUACUCGCUGGGGGCGUAACUGACUUUAUAGCUCUGAACGUAUAUAGUGGUUGCGAUGCUAGCUACAAUCCCAAUAAAACAGACAACUCAAAGCAAUCACUACUUCUUGGUCCUGUGCUUCAAGAUAUGCCCUUCGUUGAUGUCAGUGAUUUUGGUGGUUUUGGUCUGCGCGAGCUCGGUGAUGAGGCACUCAUGCACGAUGCCCUGAUAUGGAUAUGGAGUACCUACCACGUUCCAAUCAUCAUUUCUGAGAACGGCUACGGUGACACGCAGGGUGUGGGAGUAAACGAUACAGUCCGUGCUGCAUACCACAGUGCUAACCUUCGUUCCCUCGUACGCACAAUGAACGAAUACGGUAUAGACGUUCUUGCGUACUACGCGUGGUCACUACUGGAUGUGUUCGAGUUUACAGGCGGUUACUUUUUGCGUCCGUUUGGGAUUAUUCACGUCGACUACAAGACAGGUUCACUGAAUCGCACUCUAAAAGAUUCAGCACAGUUCUUUAUUGACCUGUAUACAACUGGGAGGGUGCCGUAUGUGACUCUACCACCAGAAAAAGGGGCAUCAGGAAGCACCUCUCCAUUCAUAGCAGCAGGAAUGCUUCUUGCAGCUGUGUUUAUAGCCAUGGAGUUUAGGGUUUGACCAACAUACUUCAAGAUGGAGUGUCAAAGAAUUACUGCAAAUGUCUUGAAAUUUUAUAACAAGUUUGAUAUGAGGUUUAAUAAAAACAUCGUUUUUUCGCUGAGCGAUAA